Messenger RNA from Eleginops maclovinus (Patagonian blennie), 1548 nucleotides. RefSeq names its product corticotropin-releasing factor-binding protein-like. The transcript is spliced from 7 exons. Lineage: Eukaryota; Metazoa; Chordata; Actinopteri; Perciformes; Eleginopidae. The record is from RefSeq and is a predicted model, not a curated record. The coding region runs from base 41 to 1009 and encodes 322 amino acids. Gene Ontology annotation, biological process: negative regulation of corticotropin secretion; negative regulation of corticotropin-releasing hormone receptor activity; hormone-mediated signaling pathway. Gene Ontology annotation, molecular function: corticotropin-releasing hormone binding.
CCCCUCUGUUUCAGGAAACACUUCACGAGACGCACUCAGCAUGUCGGUGGCUCUGCGCGCACAGCUGCUCCUCUUUCUGAUCUCCCUCUCAUCCAGGAUGGGGCUCAGUCGCUACAUUCAGGACAUCGAAUCUGCAGAUGGAUUAUAUUCUCUGCUCAAUUUGGACCAGAAAAGAGAAUCUGAGGAUUUUAUUUUCCGCCGACCUCUCAGAUGUUUGGACAUGCUGGCCACUGACGGCUCCUACACCUUCGUGGCGUCUCGGCCUCAGCUGGCCUGUGCUGCUUUUAUCCUCGCUGAGCCCAGUGAGGUCAUCAGCCUGGAGCUGUCUGACGUCAAUAUCGACUGCAGCGCCGGAGACUUCAUCAAGAUGUUUGAUGGCUGGGUCCUGAAGGGAGAGAAGUUCCCCAGCAAGCAGGACCACGAGCUGCCUCUCCACCAGCGCUACACAGACUAUUGCUCCUCCCCAGCAACAGGAGCCACCAGCCGCUCCUCUCAGAACGUCGCCAUGAUCUUCUUCCGCCUCCACAGCGCUGACAGUGGAUUCACCCUCGCUGUCAAAAAACUUCACAACCCCUUCCCCUGUAACAUCAUGUCUCAGAGUCCAGAGGGCAGCUUUACCAUGGUGUUGCCACACCAGCGCAGGAACUGCAGCUUCUCCAUUAUCUACCCUGUAGAGAUCCAACUGACAGAUCUUAGCCUGGGGAGCGCCAAAAGCAAUGAGCUCAGCCCAAAGAGGCAGUUGUUGUCGGGUUGUUCCGGGUCGGGAGACUAUGUGGAGCUGUUAGGGGGGAAUGGGGUGGACACCUCGCUGAUGUUCCCUGUAGCCGACCUCUGUUUCUCCCUCAGUGGGCUCGCCCAGAUGAAGAUUGGUUGUGAUAACUCGGUGGUGAGGCUGGUGUCAAGCGGGAACUAUAUCAACCGUGUUUCCUUCCAGUACAGACUACUGGAACAACGCGAACUCCCCAAGACCCAAGAGAACGCUCUGGAUAAUUUCUGCUCUGUGGAAUGAAAUCUCACACACACACACACACACACACACACACACACACACACACACACACACACACACACACACACACACACACACACACACACACACACACACACACACACACACACACACACACACACACACACACACACAUAAACACAGGCACAUACCUAUGAACACAAUCACACAGCCACCCAUCUAUCUGUAAAUACAACAGUUUGUUUAAUGCAGCCAAUAUAAACUUUGUAUUGUUUUUGCCAGUUGUUUUAUUUAGUUUCCUAAAAUAUAUUCGCUUUGAUCGUACAAUAUUUAUUUUAAGAGCGAUUUUCAUUGAUGUCAAAUUUAUGGAGGAAGAUGGAUUCACAGUUUACUUUUUAAUCCUAGAAAUUCUGUGAUACAUUAUAUUUUUUGGCAAGAUAAUUAUUGUAAACCUUCCCUCUUUUGUUUUCAGUUCAUAUCAGUUUCUGUAUUCUGGGAGGUUGUACAUCUCUGCUGUCUUUUCUGUUUAUAAUGCCUUGACAAUAUAAAAAUAAAUAUGACUUGCAUGAUAAAGCACA